AUGGACUUUGAACAGCGAAAUGAGCUUACAGAGACUCUUCGUUUGUCGGUAGACUGUUUGCGCGAUCUCAACCUCUACAACGCGACGAAGUGGUGCAGCGAAGCUUUAACCGGAUUAAGACCACUGACCAAUCAAGAGGCUCAUUCGGUCUAUCUGAGAUCGAAGAACCCACAGCGGGGCAAUCUGCCAGAGGUUUUACCGGAGCUGUCACAACAAGAAGAAAUGCUUUUGUUUCUAGAACGCGACAAGAUCACGCUGGCACAGUCAUAUUUCAACACCAAAGAAUUUGCACGGUCUGCGCACGUUUUGAAGGAUUGUAAGAGCGCGAAAGGUCUCUUUGUGAGACUAUACUCAACAUUCUUGAACGGUGAGAAGAUCAAAGGUGACCAGGGCGAGGGCAUAUUGACUGGAAAAGAUGGCGUAGCGCCGAAUCCAAAGGUGUCAGAGAUUUCUGGCGAAUUGGAAGCAUAUUGCAGUGCUGACAGAUUGACAGACCCGUUCCUGCUGUACCUGUAUGGGGUAAUUCAAAUGAAACAAGGAGACAUUUCCCAGGCGCGAGAGUCGCUAUACAGGUCAUUGGUGCACUUUCCAUACAAUUGGAGCUGUUGGGAGCAACUUGGAUCAACUUUCAAGACGUUUGACGAGGCUUUGACGAUGAUAGAGAGGUUUGAGAAGAAUCACAGGUUUUCUUCGAGCAGAAACUACGGAACCAUGUUGCUGUUCUUCAAGGUGUUUAUCAACCAGUCGUUUUUUCAGCAGUCAGAAGACGUUUAUCAGGAUAUUGAGUUUUUGCUGGAGAUAUUUCCAAAUUUUAGCUUCUUGAAAAUCCAGAAGGCCCUGAUAUCUUACAACUCUAUGGAUUACCCUACAGCUGAACACGCCUUCGACGAUGUGUUGGUGAAUGAUCCAUUCCGGCUCGACGAUCUGGAUGCAUUCUCCAACAUAUUGUAUGUUAUGGAGAAGAAAUCGAAGCUUGCGUUUCUGGCGCAGUUUGCCUCGGCAAUUGACAAGUUUCGCCCAGAAACGUGUUGCAUUGUGGCCAACUACUAUUCUCUCAAGUUUCAGCACGAAAAGGCUAUCAUGUAUUACAAAAGAGCUCUAUCACUCAACAAGAACUGUCUGUCCGCAUGGACUCUCAUGGGCCACGAGUUCGUGGAGCUCAAAAACUCUCAUGCCGCUAUAGAAUCAUACAGAAGAGCUGUUGAUACCAACAACAAAGACUUCAGGGCCUGGUAUGGUCUCGGUCAGGCCUACGAGGUUCUGGAUAUGCACCUGUACUCGCUUUACUACUAUCAAAGAGCAUGUGCCUUGAAACCGCAAGACCAAAGGAUGUGGCAGGCUCUCGCAAAUUGUUACGAGAGACUGGGAGGUGCUGAGGAAUCCAUCAAGGCAUAUAAGAAAGCACUGGCCAUUUCAGAAGCAGAUUCAAACAUACUGUACAAGAUUGCGAUGCUGUACGAGUCGCUUAACGAUGUGAAGAACUCUGUUGUCUAUAUGAAGUUGACGCUUGCUGAAGAGGUGAAUGAAGGUGUUUCUGACGAGACUGCAAAAGCAAGACUGUGGCUAGCCAAGUUUGAGGCGGCCAACAAUAACUGGCCUAUGGUGUAUAGGUACGCCAGUGAGAUGAACGAAGGGUCUGCUCAUGAUAUAGAGGAAGCAAGAACCUUGGCGAGGGAGGCUCGGGUGAAAAUGAAGUCCUCAUGA
Molecule: messenger RNA, 1704 nt
Organism: Kuraishia capsulata CBS 1993
Lineage: Eukaryota; Fungi; Ascomycota; Pichiomycetes; Pichiales; Pichiaceae
Exons: 2
Coding region: 1-1704 (567 amino acids)
Biological process (GO): cell division
Cellular component (GO): anaphase-promoting complex
Molecular function (GO): protein binding
Source: RefSeq, a predicted model, not a curated record